Messenger RNA from Culicoides brevitarsis, 1664 nucleotides. RefSeq names its product transmembrane protein 181. The record is from RefSeq and is a predicted model, not a curated record. Lineage: Eukaryota; Metazoa; Arthropoda; Insecta; Diptera; Ceratopogonidae. Gene Ontology annotation, molecular function: toxic substance binding. The coding region runs from base 78 to 1664 and encodes 528 amino acids. The transcript is spliced from 7 exons.
UACAAUAUUUUAAAACUUUAAAACAACAAAAUCAGCGAUAAUAGCUUUGAACAUACAAAUAUUCUUAUUUUACUAACAUGGGUAAAACAUCAGUGAAUGCUGAGUACUCAUAUUUUGUCCCAACUGGUGGUCUUGUUUUUCGGAUUAGAAAUAUGUUAUCACAAUUUUCUGAUUUGUUUAGUGAAUUUAAUAAAUAUAUUGCACCAGCAUAUCAUCAUGAUCGGUGUGAAAGGUCUGUUACUAUGCGUCUUUACAAAAUGCACAAACGUGAAAUGUGUUUAGUGUUUUUGGCGUUUUUUGCUUGCCUUCUACUGACUAUAUUUAUUGGCCUAUCUGGUCCUCCCAUUACUUGGUCAACAGAGAUAAGUGCUAAGGAGUUGACUGUCAAUCAAACAAACAAAAAUAAUGAUUUUUUAGCAACUGGACCAUUUGUCAUAAAAACACCUGUACUCACAACAUAUUCGCAGCAGCUUUGGCUAAUUGCCAAGAUGGAAAUUGAUAACAUAGAUGAUGAAAUAAUCGAUAAGCCCUUUACAAUAUUCGUAACUCUUGAUGGACUAACGGAAAAUCAUACACCUAAACCAUUAAUGACAUCAAAUAGAAAUCGAACUAGACAUUUAAAUUGUAAAAUGACAAAUUGUACGCCAUUUAUUGUUCUUCAUCGUGGUUUUUUAGACUUUUCUCACUAUAUUAUUACAAUACGCUUCCAACUUCAUAAUUUUCAUCAAAGAUACCAUAUAAAUGACAUUAAAUUUUAUUUUAGAACAUAUAAUCCUGCUUUCACACAAAUUGAGAUAUGGUUUAGAUUCAUUUUUCUUUUCUCAGCAUUUGUGACCACAUGUUGGUUUUCUCACACAUUAAGGAAGUAUCCUAUUAGUUAUUGGUCUCUUGAGCAAUUGGGAGUAUAUGUAUUACUACCUUUGCUUAUUCUUUUUGAUAAUCCUUUAUUUCCACUUACAUUUCUUGUGAACUCAUGGCUACCAGGACUUUUAGAUGCCGUUUUCCAAACAACAUUUUUGUGUGGACUACUUUUGUUUUGGUUAUGUGUUUAUCAUGGUUUAAGACAAAACGAGAGAAGUUUCUUAAAAUUUUAUCUUCCAAAGAUUAUUGUGGUCCUUCCACUUUGGGUUUGUGCAAUCAAUUUGGCAUGUCAGGAAAAAAUUAAAGAACUUCAAGACCCAACAUACAGUCAUUCUUUGGAUAAUAUUAAUUAUAACAGUUUCCAGACACUAUUAUGUAUAUCAGGACUCUCAUAUGUUAUUUACUUAUUUAUACUUAUUCUAAAGUCCUAUAGUGAACUCAGAUCUAUGCCGUAUUUCGAUCUUCGCCUAAAGUUUUUGACCGUCUUCAUGAUGUUUGUCAUCGUUAUAUCAACUUUAGUAACGAUGGGUAAUUUUGGCUUUGGCUUACUUGAAGACAGUUUUAUUUCUGAUCUCAACACCACUUACAAAAGUUCAGCCAAAUUUAUGUGCUUUUAUGGUCUUUUAAAUUUUUAUUUGUACACUCAUGCAUACGUAUACAGUCCUGACGAACAGAUGCAGAUUGAACGUUCUAUUACGAAAGAUAACCCAGCUUUUUCAAUGAUAAACGAUAGUGACUCUGAAGUUGGAAACUAUGACGAUGUUAGGAAACCUUUGAACAAAAAUGAUUAUGACAGUGAUUAA